This is a messenger RNA of Penaeus chinensis, 1773 nucleotides long. RefSeq lists its product as uncharacterized. Lineage: Eukaryota; Metazoa; Arthropoda; Malacostraca; Decapoda; Penaeidae. The transcript has 2 exons. The record is from RefSeq and is a predicted model, not a curated record. The coding region runs from base 13 to 354 and encodes 113 amino acids.
CACAAGCACCCGAUGGCCGAUAUCCCUGGCCUCAAAUACCACCGAACACCGAGGCAGCGUAUGGCACCUGGAGGAGAGGCAGAAGGCAGCCAGUCGAAGGCAAGAGAGUGCCACCCCUGCAGAGCACCUUGGCACCGCCGAACAGCAAAGGGCACUUCUUUUCAUCCCUUUCUUAGCGGAACACAUCUUGCCAUUAGUCUCUGCGGUGAGCUUCUGGAGCUGAACCGGAAAAGGUUUCCUGAUUCCGCCAUCGCAGCUCAGAUGGCCAUCAGAGGAAUUUUUUUUCACAAAUUACCAGGGUUUGGGGGAAGCUCCUUGCCAAUAAACUGGCAAGCAAACUCCAAGAAAAUUUAGUUUGAUUACUGAUGAAACCACAGACUGCUCCACGGACAAAGCAUGAGCCUUGGUUGUCAAGUAUUUUGACAAAGAAAGUAAUCAAAUCCAAACGGCCGAGUUAGACCUCAUCCAUGUUCAUGAUAGAAAUGAAGGGUCAUCUGGAGAUUCUCUUUAAAACCUUAACACCUUUAAUACCUAUGAAAUCCCCCUUAAUAACAUGGUUGGCUUUGCUGCGGAUGGAGCACCUAAUAUCAUGGGUGCUCUAAAUAGAGUGAGCAGCAGGUUGAAGGCACAGAUGCCUGGCACUACAAUUCUCAAAUGUGUAGCCCACAAACUACAUUCGGGGAAUUGUUUUGCCGCUGGAAAACGAUUCCCCGAAACUGUGAGGACUUGAUCAGAAAUAUUUAUAACUUUUUUUCUGCCACAGUGCCAAAAGGAAAUAUGAAUUCAUAGAUUACCGGGCAUUUUGUGGUGUCAAGCCUCAUAAGCUGUUACAUCCCUGGGCAACAAGAUGGCUUUCGUUAGCACAAGCUGUGGAACGGUGCUUGGGCAAUGGCAGCCACGAAAAAUCCGAGGCUCUUGACAACAAAGCAAUCUAUUGUUGUUUAAAGUUUUAAAAUUACAACUUACCACACCUAAACACGGUGAAUUUGAUAUUUCAAUCAAAAGGACAAACUCUUCAUUUGGCUCAUGAAAUUGUUUCAAAUUUAUAUUUCAAAUUACUAAAUUAUUUCUGUCAGCCACAAAUACUACAAGCAAUGAAACUCAAUCAAACAGAUCCUUAUGACCCAGCAAUACACCUGCCAGUUCAGCAAAUAAACCUCGUCGAGGAUGUCCACAGCCUCUUCCGGACACCCACGACCAAAACCACCAAUUGAUUACAGAGGUAAAAACAGAAAACACGUGCAGAGCCUUUUUCAUAACAGUCUGUGAUCAAACCCGAAAAAGGCUUGAUCUUGAGAAUUCACUAUGGAUAAUGGCAUCAUAUGUACAGCUCAAAGACAUUAUUAAUCCGAAUAGAAGACCAACACAAUGGGCCAAAGAAGCCUCAAGGAUUAACAAUUAUGAUAUGCAGGCACUCGCAGACCAGUGGCGAGAUAUUGCAAUUCUCCAGGACAAUAUGAAAAUCCCAAGUGUGAAAUUAAAGCAUUUUUUUACUAUGUUCUUACAAUUAAGGAUUCCUUGGGCAAUUCAAAAUGAACCUUGAAGUUCUGGCACUCCCUGCUGCAAAUACUGACGUAGAAAGAUUAUUUUCAAAGUUUAAUUUGAUAAAAAGUAAAGAAAGAUCAAAUUUGAAAUUGGAAACCGUAAGAUCACUUAUUAAUUUAAGUGAAUAUGCAAAACUUAAAGAAACAAAACCAUACGAAAAUAUGAUUAUGAUUUGAUAUCUUUCUAAAAUGUAUAUAUAUAUGUAUAUAUUAUUUUGUUAAAGUUUAA